CACCAUCACCCCCACCCCCAUCCUCACCUUCACCGCCACCACCUUCUUCGCGGCUGCCGCCUCCGCCAUUGCACAAAGACCAUUCUUCCCCUCCACGUAAACAAUUACUACCACCGCCACCUCCUCCUCAUGAGUGGUCUUCUUCUCCACCUUCACGAAGUGCACCUUCCAAUGAUUCAAUCUUAGGAACCUCUGACGAGUCAAAAAAACCAACGGGAUUAAGUUCAGGAUUAAACAACCAACCCAUGCAUAGUGGUAAUCAUUUCAAAGCGGAUUCAAAGGGUUCUUCAUCUGGUUCAUCUUCCGCUGAUAAUUCAGAAAAAUUAAUUGGCUAUACCCUCGUCGGGGUUUUUGCUGUUUCCUUAGUGGCUAUAGCAGUAGUUUUUGUUUUCAGUUUUAAGAGGAAAAAGUCAAAAGGGGAUGCCUAUGGUGCACCCUAUUUGCCACCUAAUUUUUAUGUUUCAGGUGCUGAUUGGCGUCACUAUGAACAACAGCCUUUCCCACAAUUUUCCCCUGCAAACAAUUAUGGAAAUGCAAAUGUAAGCACGAAGCAUGUAGGAGCUCCUUUAGACUCAGUACAGCCGAAGAGUGCUCAGAUAGUUUUUACUUAUGACAAGGUUAUGGAAAUAACCAAUGCAUUUUCUAGUCAAAAUGUGAUAGGGGAAGGAGGGUUUGGGUGUGUUUACAAAGGUUUGUUGCCAGAUGGAAAAGCAGUUGCAGUAAAGCAGCUUAAGGCUGGUAGUGGGCAGGGAGAUAGGGAAUUCACGGCUGAAGUUGAGAUUAUUAGCCGAGUUCAUCAUCGACAUUUGGUAUCAUUAGUUGGUUAUUGCAUAACUGAGCAGCAGAGAGUUCUCAUCUAUGAGUAUGUUCCUAAUAGAACACUCCAUCAUCACUUGCAUGGUAACGUGAGAAGUGGAAUGCCGACGUUAGACUGGCCCAAGAGGCUAAAGAUAGCGAUUGGUGCUGCAAAAGGUCUAGCAUAUCUGCAUGAGGAUUGCAGCCAAAAGAUUAUUCAUAGAGAUAUUAAGUCCGCUAACAUACUUUUGGAUGCUGCUUAUGAGGCAAAGGUUGCAGACUUUGGACUUGCAAGGCGAGCUGAUGCAGCUAAUACCCAUGUAUCAACUAGGGUUAUGGGGACCUUUGGGUACAUGGCUCCAGAAUAUGCAACAAGUGGAAAAUUAACGGAUAGAUCAGAUGUUUUCUCAUUUGGGGUUGUCCUCCUUGAGCUUGUAACAGGAAGGAAACCCGUUGAUCCAACUCAGCCUUUGGGAGACGAGAGUUUGGUUGAGUGGGCACGUCCACUUCUCCUUCGUGCAAUUGAGACACGUGAUUUUAGUGCACUGACAGACCCAAGACUCGAAAAACACUUUGUGGAGAGUGAAAUGUUCAGAAUGAUUGAGGCAGCUGCAGCUUGUGUUCGCCACUCAGCUCCCAAAAGGCCUCGAAUGGGUCAGGUGGUAAGAGCCUUAGAUAGUGGAGACGAAAUACCUGAUCUAUCUAAUGGGGUGAAAUAUGGUCAAAGCACGGUUUAUGAUUCUGGCCAAUAUGAUAAAGACAUUGGGCUAUUCAGGAGGAUGGCCAAUGGCAGCGUUGUUGAUUCUGAGUUUGAUAUGUAUAGUAGAGAAAGCAGUUUUUCAAGAGAUAUAUCAAGAGGUUCCCAACAUGCAGGGAUUUCAAGUAGUUCUAGUAACGAAUCAGAAUCUAUAGCUUUCAACAGGUGUAGGAACAGCACUGGAUGAGUACAGGGAUUGAGCCUUUGAGGGAAACCAUACAG
This is a messenger RNA of Abrus precatorius (Indian licorice), 1774 nucleotides long. Its product is annotated as proline-rich receptor-like protein kinase PERK12. Gene Ontology annotation, biological process: protein phosphorylation. The transcript is spliced from 8 exons. Bases 246 to 1739 code for a protein of 497 amino acids. NCBI's taxonomy places the organism in Eukaryota, Viridiplantae, Streptophyta, Magnoliopsida, Fabales, Fabaceae. The record is from RefSeq and is a predicted model, not a curated record. Gene Ontology annotation, molecular function: ATP binding; protein kinase activity.